This is a messenger RNA of Neomonachus schauinslandi (Hawaiian monk seal), 1553 nucleotides long. Its product is annotated as zinc finger protein 432. The record is from RefSeq and is a predicted model, not a curated record. Bases 16 to 1530 code for a protein of 504 amino acids. Gene Ontology annotation, biological process: regulation of DNA-templated transcription. Lineage: Eukaryota; Metazoa; Chordata; Mammalia; Carnivora; Phocidae. The transcript is spliced from 4 exons.
CUGUACCGGGACGUGAUGUUGGAGAACUACAACAACCUGGUGUCAGUGGGGUAUCAAGCCAGCAAACCAGAUGCGCUCUCCAAGCUGGAACAAGGGGAAGAACCGUGGGCGAAACAGGAGGAAGUCCCCAGUGGAACCCGGCCAGAACCUAGCAAAGUUGAUAAUCACCUGCAAGGUCACUGGGAAAAUCCAAGAAUGCUGAAAGGUAUGGAACAAAACCACAAACACAAUGCAUUUGGAAAUACUGUUCCUCAAAGCAAAAAUCAUUUUCCUUCCAGGCAAAAUCAUAUGCUUGAGUUCUAUAUAAAAACUUUGAAGUCAAAUUUAAGUUUAGUCAACCAGAGCAAAAGCUAUGAAAUUAAAAACUCUACUAAAUUCAAUACAGAUGAGAAAUUAUUUCUGCAUGAUAAGCAUGAAGAUUUUAAUUCUGCUGUUAAACUCCCUAUAAGUGCAAAACCUAUUAGCAAUAAGUCCCAAGUCAUUAAGCAUCAGAGAACUCGUGAAAUAGAGAAACCCCAUGUAUGCAGUGAAUGUGGAAAAGCCUUCAUUAAGAAGUCCCAGCUCACAGAUCAUCACAGAGUUCAUACAGGAGAGAAACCUUAUGGAUGCAAUAUUUGUGCGAAAGUAUUCUCCAGAAAGUCCAGGCUCAAUGAACAUCAGAGAAUUCAUAAAAGAGAGAAAUCCUUUCUAUGCAAUGAUUGUGGAAAAGUCUUCACCAUGAAGAGCCGUCUAAUUGAACACCAGCGAACUCACACUGGAGAGAAACCCUAUGUAUGUAACGAAUGUGGGAAAGGUUUCCCAGGGAAGCGUAAUCUCAUUGUACAUCAGCGAAAUCAUACUGGAGAGAAAUGCUAUGUAUGCAGUGAAUGUGGAAAGGGCUUCACUGGGAAGAGCAUGCUCAUCAUACACCAGCGAACUCAUACUGGAGAGAAACCCUACAUCUGCAGUGAAUGUGGGAAAGGCUUCCCCUUGAAGAGUCGACUGGUCGUACAUCAACGAACACAUACUGGAGAGAAACCUUACAGAUGCAGUGAAUGUGGGAAAGGUUUCAUUGUGAAUAGUGGACUGAUGUUACAUCAGCGAACUCACACUGGAGAGAAACCCUAUAUAUGCAAUAAAUGUGGAAAAGGUUUUGCCUUUAAGAGCAAUCUUGUGGUACAUCAGCGAACUCAUACUGGAGAGAAACCCUUUACGUGCAGUGAAUGUGGAAAAGGCUUCACCAUGAAACGCUAUCUCAUUGUACAUCAACAAAUCCAUACAGGAGAGAAAUCAUACAUAUGCAGCGAAUGUGGUAAAGGCUUUGCUAUGGAAACUGAGCUCAUUUUACAUCAGCAAAUUCAUACUGGAGAGAAACCUUAUGCAUGCAAUGAAUGUGGUAAAGGCUUCACUGUGAAAAGCCGACUAAUCGUUCAUCAGCGAACUCAUACAGGAGAGAAACCUUUUAUAUGCAGUGUAUGUGGAAAAGGCUUCUCCUCAAAGAGAAAUCUUAUUGUACAUCAGAGAACUCAUAAUGGAAACAAACCUCAAUGACACCAUGAAUAGGGUCACACCCU